GAUCUGAGUAUUGCUCUCUGAUUCACCUCGUUACGCUCCUUGGGUGCUGUUUCAUCCUAUGCUGACACCAUGCAACAAUACUAUCCCUCGAGUACUGCAGCAAUGCGAUGCUCCCCAAGUACUGCCACCAUACUUCUGGUUGGCACGGCGCUCUCCGUUGCCACCGUCACUGUGAUGGGCAUUGCAAUUGUGGCCGCUGCAGCAUCGUGCUCGGGCUGGCCGAUGAACGGCAAACUCCUUUCCUUCUUACGCCCCAAGCAAUGCGGGCUACUAAAAGAAAUUUGGGAAAGGCAUCAGGAACUGCUCACAUAUGGAGUGAACGGGAAGGAACUAGGGGACGAAGGUGCAAGCCCACGCACCACUUCAGCACUUUUUGGGAGUGUGGAACUUCUGGAUGAUGUAGCCAGAGACAACAGGGUACAGCUUUUGGGGUGUGAUCACCUCAGUAACGUCUCCAGUCUUGAAUUAAUUGGAUCGGGAUACACGAAGACAGUGUACAAAGGGGUUCUCCCAGACGGGAGAACAGUGGCACUGAAAUCCAUUAAUGUAGAAGGCACAGAUAUGAGGCGCUGUGUGCAACGUUACGGGAAUAUUGAUGGGUGCUACCGUUUAGCGGCUUAUAAACUUGUAAAAGAAGUGACUCUGCUUCAGAAACUACAGCACCAAGGCAUUAUCAGUUUGCAGGGGAAGUGCUAUGAGAAUAGCAUGGCAUUCCGAAUAAGGGUCAUUUCUGUGCUGGAACUUGGCUCCCCUGUGGAUAUGAUUCAUCUCCUUCAGACCCCCUGGGAAGAAAGGUUCAAGGUUUGUAUGAGUCUAAUAAAGCUACUCCAUUACCUAGCACAUUCUCCACUGGGUUCAGUGGCCCUUUUGGAUUUUCAGCCAAGGCAGUUUGUUUUAGUGGAUGGAAACCUGAAGAUAACAGAUAUUGAUGAUGCCACUACUGAAGAACUCACCUGCACAGAAGACAGUGACUGCAAAUUAGAAUUCCCAACAAGGAAUUUUACUCUCAAGUGUUGCCCUAAUGGAAAGUGUCAAGGAAUCAAUGCUAAAAGGAAUAUAUACAAUGCAUUCCGGUAUUUUUUCACCUAUCUUCUGCCACACAGAGCACCAUAUGAAUUGCAGCCUUUUUUGAAUAAAAUCAUGAAUUCCACAGGUGAUCUGUUGUAUGAUAUUGAUGAAACCAAUGAUGCAUUUGAUGAAAUUUUGCACCUCUAUAAGUCUGGGCUCUACUUUACAAACACUUUCCAGCACUUAAAAGGCUAUCAAGCAUAUGAAAAUGUUGCAGUCAAGGAUGAGCCAGACUACAAAUGCUGGCCCUCCUACAAUCUGCAGGGGUGUUUAUUAUCGGUCCACAAUGCAGAGGAAGCUGCUGCAAUUUGCAAUUCCCAUCCAAAAUGUCAGUGUUUUGUUCUGACAGCGCAAAGGACAUGGACAGGGCGAUACCUUGCUUGGUUUAGAAGUGGUUUCACUAAUUUAAUACCAGACAGGAAUUCUUCAGUUUACAUAAGAAUGUCAAAUACCUCGGUGCCAACAAUCUGAAAAGAGAUCACAGAAACAUCUAGUGAAGAAAUUAUUUCCAUCAUCAGGAUAUAAAAUCAUUUAUUGUACAUUGUUUUAUGAGGCUGUCAAUUUGCCAGUAGAAAAUGAGAAAAUUCUUGACAUCAGAUUUCCCACUGACAUCGAGAAGAAGAGCUAUUUCAUCUCUGAUUUACAUUUAAAGGAAAUCAAUAUUGUGAUUACGUACAAUAUGAAAACUAUGUUAGCCUUCUUCAUGAGCUCUGUGGUCAGUGCAAGAAAUUUAGCAAACUGAAGUAUUGUCUACAUGAUAUGCAACUUGUCCUUUAAGAUGCGGGUUUAUAUCCUGCAUCUCAGGUGUUUAUUUGUGAUUUUGGUAUAUUCCUGGAACUUAAGUUGUUGUUAUCUUUAAAUGUAUAAUAUAAUAACUUAUGCACUUUUCUGCACUUUUGCAGAUUAACUUUGAUGACCUUACAGGUUUGUGUGUACUUUCAGUGAAAGAACGCAAUUAUAAUGAGAAUGUAAACUUGUAUUUCUGUACUUAGACAUACCUGAAUAAUAAAAUAUCUUGGGUGUGUGAAUGUA
Molecule: messenger RNA, 2100 nt
Organism: Protopterus annectens (West African lungfish)
Lineage: Eukaryota; Metazoa; Chordata; Ceratodontiformes; Protopteridae
Product: extracellular tyrosine-protein kinase PKDCC-like
Exons: 7
Coding region: 70-1539 (489 amino acids)
Biological process (GO): protein phosphorylation
Molecular function (GO): ATP binding; non-membrane spanning protein tyrosine kinase activity
Source: RefSeq, a predicted model, not a curated record